Molecule: messenger RNA, 4146 nt
Organism: Alnus glutinosa
Lineage: Eukaryota; Viridiplantae; Streptophyta; Magnoliopsida; Fagales; Betulaceae
Product: histone-lysine N-methyltransferase ATX5-like
Exons: 23
Coding region: 617-3877 (1086 amino acids)
Biological process (GO): regulation of transcription by RNA polymerase II
Molecular function (GO): protein binding
Source: RefSeq, a predicted model, not a curated record
CUAUCUCUGAUGACCUUAGAGAAAGAAGAAAUUGCGCUCCAAACACGCAAGGCGCACGUUAGCCUUCACCCCCCCGCCCCUCUUCUCACACAUCUUACACUUUUACGACAUAACGCAGACCCUCUCUCUCUCUCUCUCUCUCUCUCUCUCUCUCCCCCCGACUCUGUCACCCUCUCUCUCUCUCAGAGAAAAUUCUCCCAAUUUUUUUUUUCUUUUUAAAAAAUCCAAUCUUGUUUUUAUUAUUUCCUAUUUCUCUAUAAUUACGUACUGCAAUUUAUUUGUAUAGAACUGUUUUAUAUAUUAUACUCUCUCUCUCUCUGCGCGCUCUGAAAGUAGUUAGAGAAAGAGCGAAGAGAUCCCUAUUCUCACAGGGUCCAUCAAUUCGAUCAAUUUCUCUGACAUUCUCUCUGGGCUCUCUCUUUUCUCUCGUAAAUUCGCGUUUCUUUGUGUAUGUUUCGGGAAAAUAGAGGCUUUCAGACCCUACAGUUUGCAAAUACUCUGUUUCUCGCGAAAUUAGGGUUUAUGGGUGUUUUCGGGAUUGGGGGUUUGACGUGAAAUUCAAGGGCAAUUCGAAUUUAGAAUCGUGUGUGCUCGACGUCUUUCUUCGCGAGACACAAUGAUAAUCAAGCGGAAUUUGAAAUCCCAAAUGCCGAGUCUGAAACGGAGCAAACUCGGCGAUUCGGCGGGUGAGGACGAUGACAACUCGGCCGUGUCUCGGAAGAAGAGGAAGACCAACACCAAGAAUGGAUAUUACCCUCUCAAUCUUCUCGGCGAAGUCGCCGCCGGCAUAAUCCCCGUGAGCUUCAGAGGGAUUCUCAGCUCCGAGAAGGGCUUCGCUGCCUCGUGGUGUACCGAAUUGUCGUGCUCCCCCGGCGAGGUCGAGUCGAAAACGAAGGGCCGUGAUUCGACGAGAGCUAAGGCGAAGAGUGAUCGUGCGGUUGCGGCGGCGGAGGUUCCACGGCCGCCGCUGGUGAGAACGUCUCGGGGCCGAGUCCAGGUACUUCCUUCACGGUUUAACGAUUCGGUUAUUGAGAAUUGGAGGAAAGACAGCAAGACUAGCUUGCGUGAUUAUAGUUUUGAUGAGGAUGCUGAAUGCAAAAAAGAUAAAUUUAGCUUUAGAACGCCAAAAACCGGUUUGAAAAAAGAUCGGAACGACGAGAAAACUGGAUUCAAGUGUAGGAAAUAUGUGACAUUAUGUGAAGAAGAGGAGGGGGAGGAAGAAGGGUAUCUGGAGUUUAGGAAUUUCAAUAAUGUUAGGAAGUAUUCGAGCUCACGGAGCACACUGACAUCGCUGAAUGAGCAGUUGGGGGAAGAUGAGAAGUGCCCGGUUGAGGAAAUCGAGGAACAGGUUGAGUUUUUGGAGAAUGGUGAGAGGAAACACGGGUUGUAUGGGCCGGAAGACUUCUAUUCGGGUGACAUAGUGUGGGCAAAGCCGGGGAAGAAGGAGCCUCAUUGGCCUGCCAUUGUAAUUGAUCCAAUGAGACAAGCGCCUGAAUUGGUUUUGAGGUCUUGCAUACCUGAUGCGGCUUGUGUAAUGUUUUUCGGGUACUCUGGAAAUGAGAAUCAACGGGAUUAUGCAUGGGUCAAGCGUGGGAUGAUUUUUCCAUUCAUGGAUUAUGUAGACAGGUUCCAGGAGCAGUCCGAAUUGAAUGGCUGCAAGCCGUGUGAAUUUCAGAUGGCAAUAGAGGAGGCGCUUUUGGCAGAAAAUGGGUUUACAGAGAAGUUGAUGGCAGAUAUAAACAUUGCGGCAGGGAACACAACCUGUGAUGAAUCUAUUCAGCUUAGGGGGAUUCAAGAGGCUACUGGUUCAAACCAGGAUCCAGACCAGGAUGUAUUUGGAAAGAAGAAAGAGUCACGACCCUGUGAAGGUUGUGGUGUGAGCCUUCCUUUCAAAAUGACAAAGAAAAUUAAGAUUGCGACUCCUGGAGGCCAAUUUUUAUGUAAAACAUGUGCCAGGUUAACAAAAUCAAAACAUUAUUGUGGCAUAUGCAAGAAGAUUUGGAAUCAUUCGGACAGUGGAAGUUGGGUACGCUGCGAUGGUUGUAAAGUGUGGGUGCAUGUGGAGUGCGACAAAAUUUCCAACAACCUUUUUAAGAAUCUGGGGGGCACUGACUAUUACUGCCCAACCUGCAAAGCGAAGUUUGAUUUUGAACUAUCGGAUUCAGAAAAGCCACAGCUAAAAGUCAAUUAUUGUUACAGAUGGAACCAAAACAGUGGUCAAUUGGUGCUGCCUAACAAGGUUACUGUGUUCUGCAAUGACGUGGAAGGCGUAUAUUUUCCAAGUCUGCACUUAGUUGUCUGCAAGUGUGGGUCCUGUGGGACAGAAAAGCAAGCACUUAGUGACUGGGUAAAACAUACGGGCUCCAAAUUUAAAAAUUGGAGGACUAGUGUUAGGGUGAAAGAUUCCAUGCUGCCACUGGAACAAUGGAUGUUGCAAUUAGCAGAUUAUCACGAAAAUGCUCUUGUUUCUGUAAGACCUCCUAAAAAACCUUCCAUAAAAGAACGAAAGCAGAAGUUGCUUACUUUUUUGCAAGAGAAGUACGAACCUGUUUAUGCUAAGUGGACAACAGAGCGAUGUGCUGUAUGUAGAUGGGUUGAAGAUUGGGACUAUAACAAAAUUAUCAUCUGCAUCAGAUGUCAAAUAGCCGUUCAUCAAGAAUGUUAUGGAGCAAGAAAUGUCCGAGAUUUCACUUCAUGGGUUUGCAAAGCAUGUGAAACACCCGAAAUCAAGCGGGAGUGCUGCCUUUGUCCUGUGAAAGGAGGUGCUCUAAAGCCGACCGAUGUUGACACAUUGUGGGUUCAUGUCACAUGUGCUUGGUUUCGACCUGAAGUUUCUUUUGCCAGUGAUGAAAAGAUGGAGCCAGCUCUUGGGAUCUUGAGUAUACCAUCCAAUUCAUUUGUGAAGAUUUGUGUUAUUUGCAAGCAAAUUCAUGGCUCAUGCACGCAAUGUUGCAAGUGUUCCACUUAUUUCCAUGCCAUGUGUGCAUCAAGAGCGGGGUAUCGCAUGGAGUUGCACUGCUUGGAGAAAAAUGGUAGACAGAUCACUAAGAUGGUUUCUUAUUGCGCCUAUCACAGGGCACCAAAUCCAGAUACAGUCUUGAUUGUACAAACUCCUCAUGGGGUAUUUUCUGCCAAAAGCCUUCUCCAAAAUAAAAAGAAGGCUGGGUCAAGGUUAAUUUCUUCUAACAGAGCAAAGAUCGAAGAGAUACCGACAGAAGAAACUACCGAGCUUGAGCCAUUCUCAGCUGCGCGGUGUCGGAUCUUUAAAAGAUUGAACGAUAACAAGAAGAGAACGGAAGAUGGAGCUGUUUCCCACCGGGUGAUGGGUCACUGUCAUCAUCCUUUAGGAGCAAUACAAAGUUUAAAUGCCUUCAGAGUAGUAGAGGUGCCUAAAACUUUUUCUUCUUUCCGGGAACGGCUCAACCACUUACAGAGGACCGAAAAUGAUAGGGUUUGCUUUGGUAGAUCUGGCAUACAUGGAUGGGGGCUUUUUGCACGCAGAAACAUUCAAGAAGGAGACAUGGUUCUUGAAUAUCGUGGUGAACAAGUUAGGCGUAGUAUUGCAGAUUUGAGGGAGGCGCGCUACAGAUUCGAAGGCAAAGACUGCUAUCUCUUUAAGAUCAGCGAAGAGGUAGUGGUGGAUGCCACAGAUAAAGGAAAUAUAGCACGACUAAUUAACCAUUCGUGUAUGCCCAAUUGCUAUGCGAGAAUCAUGAGUGUGGGUGAUGAUGAAAGCCGGAUUGUACUUAUUGCCAAGACUAAUGUAACUGCUGGUGACGAGCUAACGUAUGAUUACUUGUUUGAUCCUGAUGAGCCUGACGAGUUUAAAGUUCCUUGUUUAUGUAAAGCUCCAAACUGCCGGAAAUUCAUGAAUUAGGACACAGCAUAGCCAUUGUUUCUCCGCAAGGAACACUAACCCGUCCCCCUCUCAUGGGACCUCACAGUUAUACCAAAUUUGUAAUUUUUUAGAGCAAAAAAAGAAAAAGAAAAGGCAUAAUGUAUUAUUCUCUCUGUUUUCCUUUUCUUUUGACAAAUUUUAAAGCUUAAUAAAAGCUUUAGAUCUGCCGGCCUUUUGGCUUUUGGCUUUUGUGUAAAUUUGUUCACUCAUAUUUCAUCCUUCUAAUUCAAUGCUAACCCAUUUAUUCA